Messenger RNA from Exophiala viscosa, 1303 nucleotides. RefSeq lists its product as uncharacterized. The coding region runs from base 124 to 981 and encodes 285 amino acids. Lineage: Eukaryota; Fungi; Ascomycota; Eurotiomycetes; Chaetothyriales; Herpotrichiellaceae. The transcript is spliced from 2 exons. The record is from RefSeq and is a predicted model, not a curated record.
UUUUCACAAGAAUAGCAUCACAACAACCUGGUUCUCUUCCCCGACUUCUCUUCUGCAUCUCCCACAUUUUCUACCACCACAUCCUGUGGCAACAGACUUCUACAGCACCGAGCCUCCGCGAGUAUGGAACAAUACAUCCAGACUCCGUCAGCAAUGUCCACCGAAUCGCUAAACACAGUAUCCGUGGGUGAAAUGUCGGAGGAAUCAUUCUACAUUGCUAGCCCGAGACGAGAAGAUGAAUACCGUAUGAUAGCGAAGAAAGAGGAAGUCCCGGCUGGAGCCAGGCUUGGGCAUAUCUUGUUGAAGAUGGAAGAUCCCAUACAGGCAAAGGAUGAGAAAGCCUACGCUUUAGGCGAUUGGGGCCAGCUCCUCGAAGACGACAGUUCCAGUCUUUCGACCAGCAAUGAAGCAUCGAGCACACCUGCAACAAACAAGCAAGACAACAUCUGCGACGAAAAAAGUAAUACUCAGAAGAUGGCGGAGACCAGUGACAAUUGUGAAAAGACCUCCAAAUUUGAUAAGCUACAAAUCGACAAGACCUUGGACCAUGUGCUCUAUCGCUUCCUAUUGCUAAGCAAAGAAGUCUCAACCAAGUCCAGCGACGAAUACCUCAAAUCGCAUGCCGCCAAGGAGGCCGAGCUUAUGAUGGAUGACCUUGUGAAGCAAGGAUCUGACAAAGCUGUCAUCGAUGCCCUCGACCAGGAGACGACAGCGACUAUUGAUUGUCAAGCCAUGCAGUCGAGACAUGUACAGCGUCUGGACUCGCUGCAGCGUAGAUUGGCCACAGAAAUGGAAUUUGCCGUGGAAGAUGCCAAGGACACUAUGCUCGGUCGCGGUAAACUCCACCUAGAGCGAGGCGUCGGAUGGAGCGAGACAAGAGGCUUGCCUGGUCCCUUGGUCGCCAUGCUUCGCGCAUGGCAGAUGAUGAUUGUGGAAAAGAGGCAUAUUGGUAGGAUCAACGGCAAACGUUUCACGGCCUGAGACAGCAGACGGUACUCCAGUAUGAUAGACAUCCUCUAGAUGUCUCUUGCGCAGUCUAGGUCGCUAGCAUGUGUGUAUGUAAAGCCAACCUUGUCAGAGUCCGGCCACACUGUACCAGUAGCACAGGUAGCACCAAACAAGUGAUGACGGCAUCACAGCACGUCGAUUAGCCCGGGUCGCAACACAUCUUGAAGUUGGCGGAAUGCGAUAGUUUCGUGGACAGAGAACCAGGCCGGUUGACGCAAGUUGUCGAAGACAUCAGUCUGAGACCCCAUGGCACUGGUCACAGCGAUUAAAAGGUACUUUGAGUGGCUGGAUAUGA